CAAGAUUUUCCCUAUUCAUUUAUUUUCCUAAAAUCAAGCGUGGCUCUCUCCUGGUCCGACCAAUGUCACUCUUGACGUGACUUUUUUUGUUCCGCUAUCUUUCAGACUGUUACUAAGUUUGGUAAAGUUAAAUCAAUUUAGUGAAGAUCUGGUUUGGGCAUGUGAGUUCAUGAUCAACAUUUGAGCUAAGUUGCAGAGAUUAUAGUCAAGUAUGGGUGUUCUUGGCAGUUUGAAGUUGAAGUUGCUCAAACCAUCAGCCCAUCAUUCAAUUACGCCUCUAACUCACAGGAGAUCCAUCUCAUGGCCCUGUAAAAGGAUACCCACAUCCUCAAAUUCAAUGAUCACGAGAAAAUGGAACUGCAAGAGACAGAGUUUUAGCACUUCUGCCAUUUCCCAGCCCUUAACAACUUCCUCAGAGUCUUGCCAGUUGAAUACAAGUACUGAAGAUGGGGUGAAGGAAGAUGAGGAGAAGUUCAACUGGUUUGAAGAAUGGUAUCCUGUGGCACCAGAAUAUGAAUUGGAUAAGGGGGUGCCUCAUGCAUUCAAAGUGCUGGGUCUUGACAUUGUUGUUUGGUGGGAUAAUAAAGAGCAUGAAUGGAGAGUCUUUGAGGACAGUUGCCCUCACAGAAGGGCGCCUCUGUCUGAAGGAAGAAUUGAUGAGAAUGGUGAGUUGCAGUGCAGUUAUCAUGGCUGGUGUUUUGGCUCCAGGGGAGAAUGUAAGCAUAUUCCACAAGCCCCCUCUGAUGGACCUCCGGUCCACACCUCCAAGAGAGCAUGUGCAGGUGUUUAUCCAAGUCUACUACAACAAGGCAUCAUCUGGUUUUGGCCAAACACUGACCCACAUAUUCCUCCCAACAAAACUCCUCCAUUCAUUCCAAUGCUAAGCAAUCCAUCAUCCCAAGCUUCCCUAACAAUGAGAGAUAUUCACUAUGGGUAUGAAAUACUUACUGAAAAUUUGAUGGAUCCUUCCCAUAUUCCAUAUGCACAUCAUGGACUUCUUGCUCCAACAUUUAGAGUCCCUAGUUUCUUCAAGAUGACCCAGAGAGAAGGAAAACCUUUGGAUUUUCGUGUAUGUAAUCUGGACAAAUCAGGUUUUGAUGGUGAACGUGACAUGGGUUCUGCAAUAUUUAUAGCUCCUUGCAUCUUCUUAAUGGAGAACUUUCCUCCCCCACCCCCACUUACAAAGGAAAAGAUUGAUACAGGAAAUGGAGAAGAGAAGAUAAAGAGUCUUGAUAUUCUCUUUUUUUGUGUACCAGUAGCUCCAGGUAGAAGCAGGGUUAUAGCAAGCAGGAAUUUUGACACUUCGGUCUUCUUUCCACAAUGGAUAACUCACAUUCGAUGGAAUCUAGUCCUUGAUUCAGAUUUAUACCUUCUCCAUCUUGAGGAACAUAUACUUCAAGAGCAUGCAGGAGGGAAAUGGGAAAAGGCUUGUUAUGUGCCUACGAAAGGAGAUGCAUUUGUGGUUGCAUUUAGAAAAUGGUUGAAACGACAUUCUAAUGGUGGAGUUCCUUGGGAAGAGAAGCUCAAUAACACACUUCCACCAACCCCUCCAAAAGAGCAAUUAAUGGACAGGUGCGCAUUUUUAAAGAUCGUAUUGGUCUGGUGGUAUUCUUCGUGUUAUGCGACAUAUUCGGUGGUGUAGCAUGUUGCAGAUGAUCUUGGUGAAUUAUUUGAUGGUGUAGCGUGUUUGAGGAUUUUAUUUGGGUCCAUGCUAUGUCCUUGCCAACAUUGUAUUGGUCUAAUUAUGGAUUUAUGUAUCAUGUGAUGUAAUUUUAUAAUUAGGUCUUAUGUGUUGAGUCGACCUUAAGGUUAAGGUUCAUGAAUUGUAUAAAUACAUGUAAUAUUCAAUUGUGAAAUGUGUCUGCAUCUACAAAUAUUGUUUUGAUCCUUAAGUAGUUGAGGACAUAAGUGAAGAAGUAGGAAAGAGUGUGCACAAGUGUGAAGAGAAGAGUUUCAAUAUGUGUGCUUAACUAGAACUGUAAUCAGUCAUUUGGAGAUGCUAUUCUUUCAGUUCAUGUAA
Molecule: messenger RNA, 2020 nt
Organism: Cryptomeria japonica (Japanese cedar)
Lineage: Eukaryota; Viridiplantae; Streptophyta; Pinopsida; Cupressales; Cupressaceae
Product: protochlorophyllide-dependent translocon component 52, chloroplastic
Exons: 7
Coding region: 212-1642 (476 amino acids)
Molecular function (GO): chlorophyllide a oxygenase activity; 2 iron, 2 sulfur cluster binding
Source: RefSeq, a predicted model, not a curated record